Saprolegnia parasitica CBS 223.65 is the source of this 864-nucleotide messenger RNA. RefSeq lists its product as hypothetical. Bases 1 to 864 code for a protein of 287 amino acids. The transcript is spliced from 3 exons. The record is from RefSeq and is a predicted model, not a curated record. Gene Ontology annotation, molecular function: ubiquitin binding; phosphatidylinositol binding. Lineage: Eukaryota; Oomycota; Saprolegniomycetes; Saprolegniales; Saprolegniaceae. Gene Ontology annotation, biological process: protein transport to vacuole involved in ubiquitin-dependent protein catabolic process via the multivesicular body sorting pathway.
AUGGACGACCGAGCGAGCGACGACGUCUGCGCGCUUCUGACGACGGUCUGCGCCGGCGACGCCACCAACCCGGACUGGGGGGUCAUCCUAGAGCUCUGCGAUGUAGUGGGCGCCAGCCCUGCAGACGGAGAGGCAACGAGCCGCGCGAUCCAGCGCCUCCUCAGCCGCCGCGAGAGCGAAGACCAUGUCUCAUUGGCGCUUCUUACGACAGAGACGAUCAUGAAGAACUGCCCGUCGUUCGUCAACCUUGUGGCCCACCGACUUUUUCUUCAAGAAAUCGUCGCCCUAGUGGACGGUGAUGGCCGGUAUCCCGACGCAAGUGCCCGAGCGCUGCGCAUGCUGCAAGAAUGGUCGACCGAGUAUCCGUCCCAGCCUGUGUUUCGUGAUACGUUUAUGCAGCUCCAGCUGCAGAGUGCGUCGGCCGGCAGCGUCGACGUUGACGACAGGACGCCAGUCGCCAAGCCAUCGCUUGCACUUGAGUUUGAUAAGCUGCGCCAAGACCUCGUCGUGGUGGAGGACAAGAUCAAGACGUACGUCAACCUUGUGGCGCUCGGCAACUGUGAAGACGCCGAAGAUGUUUUGGACUUCCUGCAGCAAUGCCAACCGCGCAUGAACACGCUCAUUGAGGCCGGCCUUGCGGGCAAGCUUGACGAGGCAACUCUGGAAACGUGCCUCACGGUGAACGAUCGACUGAUCAAGGUGCUCGAGGGCAACGUAAGCGCUGACGACGACAGUGAACCGAAGGCCCCUGCCCCGUACAGUCUUAACGACACAAGCCCCGACUACGUCUCAGGUCCGUUCUCGACGAUUGCUCUUUCGGAGCCCCCGCCUGCACCCCACCGCUACCACCCGGACAUGGUCUAG